This is a messenger RNA of Carassius auratus (goldfish), 2846 nucleotides long. Its product is annotated as nicotinamide phosphoribosyltransferase. The transcript is spliced from 11 exons. Gene Ontology annotation, molecular function: nicotinamide phosphoribosyltransferase activity. The coding region runs from base 85 to 1566 and encodes 493 amino acids. Lineage: Eukaryota; Metazoa; Chordata; Actinopteri; Cypriniformes; Cyprinidae. The record is from RefSeq and is a predicted model, not a curated record. Gene Ontology annotation, biological process: NAD+ biosynthetic process.
CGGCGGUUGGUUGAGAGUCCGCGCGGCGGAGAAGGAACAACAGAGCUGACAGCAGCACGCGACUCCAGUCACGUCAAGGAGAAGAUGGAGCAGCACACAGGCGCCGCGGAGUUCAACAUCUUGUUAGCUACUGACUCCUACAAGGUCACACAUUACAAACAGUAUCCACCAAACACCACCAAGGUGUACUCUUACUUUGAGUGCCGCGAGAAGAAGACAGACCCUACCAAGCUCAGAAAAGUCAAAUACGACAAAACGGUCUUCUAUGGGCUUCAGUACAUUCUCCACAGAUAUUUAAAAGGACAGGUCGUCACACGAGAGAAGAUUCAGGAAGCAAAAGAGGUGUACCGGGAACACUUUCAGGAUGAUGUGUUCAAUGAAAAAGGAUGGAAUUACAUUUUGGAGAAAUACAACGGUCACCUGCCCAUCGAGAUCAAGGCUGUGCCGGAGGGAAGCGUUAUCCCGCGUGGGAAUGUGCUGUUCACCGUAGAAAGCACAGAUCCAGAGUGUUACUGGCUCACUAACUGGGUAGAGACUAUCCUGGUUCAGAUCUGGUAUCCCAUCACCGUCGCGACAAACUCGCGAGAACAGAAGAAGAUCCUGGCCAAAUAUCUCAUGGAAACGUCAGGGAGCCUGGAAGGACUGGAGUAUAAAUUGCAUGACUUUGGCUACAGAGGGGUUUCAUCUCAAGAGACGGCUGGAAUCGGCGCAUCUGCACACUUGGUAAACUUCAAAGGAACAGACACCGUGGCCGGGAUCUGUGCUAUCAAGAAGUACUACGGCACCAAAGACCCGGUUCCUGGUUUCUCCGUUCCAGCUGCAGAACACAGCACAAUCACUGCCUGGGGAAAGGACCAUGAGAAGGAUGCUUUUGAACACAUCAUCAAGCAGUUCCCGUCUGUCCCCGUGUCUAUCGUCAGCGACAGCUACGACAUCUACAACGCCUGCGAGAAGAUCUGGGGUGAGGACCUGAGGGGUCUGAUCGAGAAGAGGAGCGCAGACGCCCCACUGGUGGUCCGACCGGAUUCGGGAAACCCUCUAGACACAGUGCUAAAGGUCCUAGAAAUUUUAGGAAAGAAGUUUCCUCUGGUUGAGAACUCUAAAGGCUAUAAGGUGCUUCCGCCCUACAUCCGAGUCAUUCAGGGCGACGGUGUGGACAUCAAUACUUUACAGGAGAUUGUGGAGGGCAUGAAAGAGCACAGAUGGAGCAUCGAGAACAUCGCGUUUGGCUCAGGAGGAGCACUGCUGCAGAAACUGACCCGAGAUCUGCUCAACUGCUCUUUUAAGUGCAGUUAUGUGGUGACGAACGGACUGGGCGUCAACGUCUUCAAAGACCCUGUUGCAGACCCCAACAAAAGGUCAAAGAAGGGUCGGCUUUCUCUUCACAGGACGCCGAGUGGAGAUUUUGUUACUCUGGAAGAGGGGAAGGGUGAUCUGGAGGAAUAUGGAGAGGACUUGCUGCACACUGUGUUCAGAAACGGGAAGAUUGUGAAGACGUACUCCUUCGAUGAGGUCAGAGACAAUGGCAAGCUGAAGGAGAGCGAACUGGAGGAUCUUCUGCUGUGAGAUCGUCUCCCAUCAGCCCUCUCUCUCACAGUUACCCCACGCUCAGUGUACAGAGCUGUUCUAUGUUUCUGUCAACUGACUCCACUAUGCUUCAGUGUCUCUUUCUAACGGCGGAUGAGAGCACUUAUCAUGCUAUUUAAAUCAUUUAACUGUGUAUUUGACCAAGUGUGCUACUGAUCACACGUCUUUGCAGGAAUGGAGACGUUUAUGUGUGCGUAUACCGCGAGAAGAUUUGCUUUGCUUGACUUUAGGACUGAAAGGUAAUAGUUCCGUGUUUGUUGAAUGUGAAUGUUGUGUGUAGGGUUUAUCACUUUAUCCAAGGAUUGAUUUAUUCCUUUAUGCAAAGGAGACGGCAGAACUAGAGGCACACUUCAUUCUCUUUCAUCGGCCUUGUGUUUAUUUUAUGUCAUAUCUGGUUUUAUUUGAAAGAUGAAACAUAAAAGAGCAUGUUUAGGUCGCAUUUCACCCUAAAAUCAAGAGGAAAAAAUAAGAAACUUAAUUUUGCAUGAAGUAAUUAGCAUUUUUGCAUUAUUUCCAUGACAUUUAAGCAUAUUUUACCAACAAUUCCCAUUACUAUAUACUGUGUCCAGAUACUGUGUAUUUUUUUUUUACUGUAAUUCUUACAAUUUUCAAUGGUGAUUCUCAGUAAUCAUUCUUUGGAAAUGUUAAACGUUGUUCCUGUUAUGCAUUAUUUUUUUUAUUUUAUUUUAAAAUUAGCAUAAAUUAAAGUCUGUACAGCACACAUGCUCUAUAAAUACUGUAUUUAGAAAAAGAUUUACACACCGUAUUUUUGAGUAUUUCAGUAAAAUGAUUACAUAAGGAUAUAUAUAAACUUUCUGUAUGCAAAAUAUAUAAUCUUAUUUCUUUCUUUUGAUUUUUGGGUUGAAAUAUGAUCUGGACUUGUUCUUGACAGGAUUCAUCCAAAUAUAAUACACCUUUUCCUUUCUGCAGAGACCAUUAUCCUUAUUUUGCCAACUUGUUAAAUGCUACAUCAAGAUAUACAAUGUAAAGCUGACAUAUUUAAGUCAACAACAAAAAAAAGUUUUUGAUUUUUUUUUAAUUAAUAUUACUCACUACGACUCUUUAUUUGAAAACACCAGUUUUAUUAUACAGCAGGAAUCAUUUUAGAAAAGCUUGGUUUUACUAUUUUCUAUACUUACUGUUUCAAACUACAGAAUCAUUCUUUAUUAUGACAGAGUUGCUGAAGUUAAUAUCUACAGUCAGAAUAAUGUGGCCAAACUGCCUCCUCUCUCGUAUAUAUCGGCGUGUGUGUUUGUUUU